UAUUGCCAGUGGUUUCGGUGGAGCGUUGUUCGUCUACCUGAACCGACUGAUUGUUCAGUUCAUCAGGAAACAGAAGGCCAUCAACAGAUUCCUCAUGAAGAAACGUCUGCUGUACCCCGCGCUGGUCACUUUACUGGUUUCCACUUUAACAUUUCCCCCUGGUUUUGGACAGUUUAUGGCAGGAAAGCUGACCCAGAAGGAGUCUCUGGUGACGUUACUGGACAACCGGACGUGGGCGAAGCAGGGAAUCGCCGAGGAGUUCGACUACAUCGGACACUCUGCGGCCUGGAAACACCCGCAGGUCAACGUCUUCGUCACCCUCGUGCUCUUCAUCGUCAUGAAGUUCUGGAUGUCAGCGCUGGCCACCACCAUCCCUGUGCCCUGCGGAGCCUUCAUGCCAGUAUUCGUCAUUGGGGCAGCGUUUGGUCGUCUGGUUGGAGAAAGCAUGGCAGCCUGGUUCCCAGAUGGCAUCCACACAGAUGGCACCAUCUACCCGAUAGUGCCGGGAGGCUACGCUGUCGUGGGUGCGGCGGCCUUGUCGGGCGCGGUGACCCACACGGUGUCGACGGCCGUCAUCGUGUUCGAGCUGACGGGCCAGAUCUCUCACAUCCUGCCCGUGAUGAUCGCCGUGAUCCUGGCCAACGCCGUGGCCCAAUCGCUGCAGCCGUCGCUCUACGACUCCAUCAUCCGGAUCAAGAAGCUGCCCUACCUCCCCGAGCUGGGCUGGGGCCACCACGAGAAGUAUAAUAUUCGAGUGGAGGACAUCAUGAUACGGGACGUCCGGUACAUCACGCUGAACUGCUGCUACAGAGACCUGCACAACGUCCUGCUGACGGGACACCUGAAGACCCUCGCCCUGGUAGAGUCCGUCGAGUCCAUGAUCCUGCUGGGCUCCAUCGAGCGCGCUCAGCUUCAGGCUCUGCUCUCGAUGCAGCUCGGGCGAACCAGACGUCUGGAGUUCAUCCGGGAACAAGCCAUGGAGGAGAAGAAACGUCUGUCCAUGGUUUCCAACCUGGGCAGCGAGGACGGCACGCAGCGCGCCAGCCAGGAGGUCCGCUUCCAGAUCUCCACUGAGGAGUCCUCCUUCAGUCCUACUCGUACAGUCCCUCAAAAACCCCUCAAACCUGCACUGAAGAGACCCUCUGUGGUGGAGCGCCCCACCGAGAUCCCCACCAGCCCAACUGAUGAUUCAGGCAUUGCUUUAAAGGGCCUGUUCUGUGCCAGUCCCGACACAGAAGGCCUGGAGAAAAACAACAACGUGGAGAGCCCCGUGUCUCCUGAACUCAGGAGGCCGUCCAAACGAGUCCGGAUAUCCAUAGUGGAGCCACCAACGAUCUUAAAGAGCUACUUUGUGGACGACGUAGAUGUGGAGGAUGACAUGACCAUUAGAGAGAUUGCAGAGUGGGAGGAGAGGCAGCUUGAUGAACAGGUCAACUUUACCAACUGCAAGAUCGACCCCGCCCCCUUCCAGCUGGUGGAGCGCACAUCACUGCAUAAGACCCACACCAUCUUCUCCCUGCUGGGACUCGACCACGCCUACGUCACCAGCAUCGGACGCCUCAUCGGGGUCGUCUCCCUCAAAGAGCUGCGUAAGGCCAUCGAGGGCUCGGUGACGGUGAAGGGGGUGAAGGUGCGCCCCCCUCUGGCCAGCUUCAGAGACAGCGGCACCAGCAGCAGCGAGAACGAAGCCACGGAGCUCCACAAGCUGUGGGACCGCCACAAGAGUCUGUCUCUGCCCCGAGAACAGACCCCCUCCGAGUCCGACGAGAAGUCCCAGUGAGGAGGACGAGGAGGACGAGGAGGAAGAGGAGGAAGAAGAGGAGGACAUUGAGAUCUUUAAGCUCCCAAAGUAACAAAAAAUGCAAAAAUCCUCAGGGUUUAGGAUCAAUAUUUCAUUCUGGAAAGAGUCCUGUUCGCCUCACAGUAACUCCUCAUUCCUCUCCUCUUCCCUCUCCUCUUCCUCUUCCCUCUCCUCUUCCUCUUCCCUCUCCUCAUUCCUCUUCCC
Trematomus bernacchii (emerald rockcod) is the source of this 2005-nucleotide messenger RNA. RefSeq names its product chloride channel protein 2-like. Lineage: Eukaryota; Metazoa; Chordata; Actinopteri; Perciformes; Nototheniidae. Gene Ontology annotation, molecular function: voltage-gated chloride channel activity. The record is from RefSeq and is a predicted model, not a curated record. Gene Ontology annotation, cellular component: membrane. Gene Ontology annotation, biological process: chloride transport; transmembrane transport.